Messenger RNA from Neohortaea acidophila, 868 nucleotides. RefSeq lists its product as uncharacterized. The transcript has a single exon. The record is from RefSeq and is a predicted model, not a curated record. NCBI's taxonomy places the organism in Eukaryota, Fungi, Ascomycota, Dothideomycetes, Mycosphaerellales, Teratosphaeriaceae. The coding region runs from base 118 to 774 and encodes 218 amino acids.
UCAAAGUAGUCAUCCAAGCCGACGCCCUUCAGCUCUUUGGCGAAGUAAGACCACAUAUCAGGCCCUACAUCAUGGAGUUCGCCCGCAAUGGGUCCGAUGAAGUCGAAGUAGCCGCCGAUGACGUCCUUCGCGACGUUUCGUACAGCUUCUACACCCGCCGCAUCAUCAGUAUGGUUGUGUGACACGGGAGCCAGUCGAGGUCCGCAAGGGUUGCAAACCAAACUUACCGUUAUGCAUGGCCUGCAGUGCGCCAUGCAAAGUACCAGCGAGCUCGCGAGCGAGGUCUGUGGUAACGUACUCCAUGAAUGUCGACGUAAACGUGUCUUCGUAGUCCAUGUCGUUGAUUUUCGCGUAGCCGACCUCAGUACCGGUGGCGAACAGAUCGGCCACACCGCCCAGCAGACCGACGGUGUUGUUCAGCCCGACAUCUUUGACGCUUGGGGCGAACGAGGUGGUGAAGUUGGUGACGGUCUCGUCUAUUGGAAUAAGAUCAAUUACAAACCCCCUCAGGAAGUGCGGACAAGACACGUACUGAUCCUGAAAUCGUACUUCUUGACCGCCUGGCACACAGUACCGAAGAUCUCGACCCCGUCGCGAUCGGCGGUGGCGGAGAGCUCGACGAUAGGAUCGGGCUCAUACAAAUGCUCGCGCUCCCACUCUUUGAAGUCCGCGGGGGUGUUUUUGGCUGUCAUCGGUGCGGCGGCGGUGAGGCACGCGAAAGCCGACAAGGUCAGGAGGGGCACGAAAGUCUUCAUGAUGAGUGUGGAUGUGUGAGUUGGUAAUGGACGAAUGUAAAGGUGGAGAGUGAGAAGGAGUAUGAAGAGAGAAGAGUUGGAAGUUGGAAAGAAGAGCUGAGUUGAGGAGUUGA